Molecule: messenger RNA, 1228 nt
Organism: Cuscuta campestris
Lineage: Eukaryota; Viridiplantae; Streptophyta; Magnoliopsida; Solanales; Convolvulaceae
Source: the annotation of a GenBank genome assembly
CGAUCUCAAUUGUUGAAUUAUUAUGUUUAUUCUUGUGCUACAAUGGAGUNAUCCCAGAGGGCAUUGAGGAGGAGAUGUACGAUGGCGUGGCUGUCUCUUUAAUCUGUUGAUUAUGCUUUAUUUAAUUAACUUUAAUGCUUAUUACGUUUUCGGGCAAGAUCCCAAGUUGUUUGACUUUAAAAAGGCUUCCGCAUUAUUUUAAAUUACUCCGAUGGAUUUUUAUAUGUAUUGAAAGAACAGAAUGAGUCAAGAAUUGACCCACGGUCAGUACGUUCCGGAGCCGGAGCACGUGAGCGUGCACACGGUGAACACCGAGGGUUCGAGUUUCACGCCUCCGGGUGAUGGAGGGCAACAACAGAAUCAACCUGAGCCAGCGGGACAGCCACCAGCUGUACCACCGCCAGUCGUACCACCUCUAGUGAUGCCACCGUUGGCGAUACCGCAGGUGGCCUACGAGCAGAUGUUCCCGGCCAUGAUGGCCCAUUAUAUGCAGCACAUGGCGCAGCUUAUGCCCAUGUUCCAGCCACCGCCACCACCACAGCCGCAGCCGCGCAUCGUUACCUUCAAGACGGUGAAGGAUAAUGGAGCGGAAGAGUUUCGAGGAGACAAGAUGGGGGAGCCCCAGAUCGCAUUGGAUUGGCUUGAGCAGAUGGACCGGGUACUCAAGAAUUUGAGAGUCCCAGAUACCGAUCGCUCGGAGUUGGCGUCACAGAUUUUCCGGAAGGGAGCAUAUGAUUGGUGGAAGCGCAUUGACCAAGAUCCACACACGCCCAAGCCAUGGACCUGGGAUCGCUUUGAUCGAGCCUUCACGAAGGAGUACGUCCCCACCCGGUACCGCGAGGAGAGGCGCGAUGAGUUCGUUGCGCUUAAGCAUGAGGGGAUGUCACUGCUUGAACUGAGACAGAAGUUCGACUACCUGUCCCAGUAUGCGACGAGUCUGGUCUCCACUCCGGAGGAUCGUUUGAAUGAGUUCGUCAAGAAGCUACGGCCGGACUUGAGGUCGUACGCCGCGCUGAUCACGACGACAGAUUUUAAAGCGGCGUAUGAUUUGAUUGUGAAGACGGAAAAGAGCUUGGACGAUCUGCAGGCAGCCAAGAAGGAGGAUCGAGCGACGAAAGACCCGCGACCCGCGGCCAGCACCGGGCCGAGCGGGAAGAGUUUUGGAUUCGGGGGAAAGAGGGCAUUUCAGGAGGCAUUGCCCGACAAACCCUAGCAGCGAGCCUGUUUU